UACGUAUGGGGCUGAAGUUGAUGUUACUGUUGAUAUCGACAUGCGUAUCUGCUAACCGAAAUGAGUCGACUUGCGCAGACUUUGGCUAUGAACUAAUUCAAGCCAAGUUGGAAUAUUUGGAGUUUCGUUUUACAGAACUGUUCGUCCAACUGAAGGAACAAGACGAACUCUUUGCCAACAAUCAGCGCCGUAUCGAGUCGGAGCAAAAUAAGAUGAACCGAAUGGUUGAUCGGCAUGAGCGCAAAAUUGUGAAUCUGAUAGAAGGCAUGAACCAUGCAUUCGGCACCAAUGUCAGUGUCAUCACGGAUCAAUCGCGGCAGAUCCUGGAGUUGCAAACAAUUUGUUCCAAUCAUGACCUCAUCCAGAAAGCAUUGAACGAUCUUCGACCCAGGAAUGGGCUGCCGUUUUGCACGGAGGGCCCCGCACAUGCGUCGGUGCUUUGCAGAAUGAUGAUAGCCGAUCAACCAACCACUGUUCAAAUGGAACGACACCGUUUCGGAGGUGACUGGCUGAUGGUUUUGCAACGGUUAGACGGUACGGAAACGUUCAACAGAAAUUGGACCGAUUACCGCAAUGGGUUUGGUACUCCCGGCAGAGAGUUUUGGUUGGGACUGGAACGGUUGCACCAGCUGACGAAGAACUCACCGUAUGAAGUGCUGAUGGAAAUGGAGGAUUUUGCUGGCAACUAUGGAUACGCUCGGUAUAGUAAGUUCAGUGUUGGCUCGGAACUGGAGCAGUAUUCAGUCAAAGAACUGGGUACGCAUAGUGGAACAGCAAGCAAUUCGUUCGCGACACAUAAAGGCAGAACUUUUUCGACUGCCGAAACUGGAACUUCGAAAGACUGUGCCAAGACCUACACUGGCGGAUGGUGGUACUAUCCCGGUGUGUGUUAUGAUACUCACUUCAGUGGAAUAUGGAGUAAAAACAACGAUUGGACAUCAAUCGUGUGGAAGAAGUUUGGCUCUCCGGACAACCUGGGACUAAAGUUUGCGCGAAUGAUGAUCAGAAAAAUUUGAAUAAGUGAUAAAAAUGUAUGAGCAUGGGUUUACCGAAAAGUUCAGUGAUACCUAAGUUCAAAAAGUUCAGUGAUAUUUAAUAAAAUUAAUUGGAAAAGCAUUUAUGAAACUAUGUUGGUAAAUUUGACAUAUGAUGAUCGUACACUCCGUGUUGUCCGGAGCAAAACCGAAUGUAAUGUCAUAUUACAGGUCGCUCGUUCUGGGCCACCAAUGUUGAUUGAAACAGUUCCAGCAUGAUAAGUUUUGAAAAAUUCAGAAUUUUGGAUAAUGGAAUUUCAAAGAUGAGAACAGUAGGAUCACAGGACUUAAGAAUUCUAGGAUUUCAAAAUUGAUUGAAAAAUUGGGCUUCGGAAUUAAAAAUUAAGACAAAUAAGACAAAUAAGACAAAUAAGACAAAUAAGACAAAUAAGACAAAUAAGACAAAUAAGACAAAUAAGACAAAUAAGACAAAUAAGACAAAUAAGACAAAUAAGACAAAUAAGACAAAUAAGACAAAUAAGACAAAUAAGACAAAUAAGACAAAUAAGACAAAUAAGACAAAUAAGACAAAUUAGACAAAUUAGACAAAUUAGACAAAUAAGACAAAUAAGACAAAUAAGACAAAUAAGACAAAUAAGGCAAAUAAGACAAAUAAGACAAAUAAGACAAACAAGACAAAUAAGACAAAUUAGACAAAUAAGACACAUGAUAUCAAAGCAUUCACUGCCACAAUCCAACACGUGGCGGAAGAAUUUUCAAAAAAAAUAUCAAAGUAGCUUUU
Molecule: messenger RNA, 1776 nt
Organism: Armigeres subalbatus
Lineage: Eukaryota; Metazoa; Arthropoda; Insecta; Diptera; Culicidae
Product: angiopoietin-4-like
Exons: 3
Coding region: 6-1016 (336 amino acids)
Source: RefSeq, a predicted model, not a curated record